ACAAACGCGGCCCGCGCGCGCGCAUGUCGCUAAACACGCGGCUUUACACUGUCCAUUAUUUUGCCUUGAGAGGGACAACAUCAAAUCAAAUGUGAAUACACAAAUCGGAUAGAACAUACAACUUAACAGACUACAGUGAUUGAACAGUGUUCAUUGACAAAUACUAAAACACGAGCAACUAGAUUGCGCGAAUGCCACGAUCCAACCUACGCAGCCGGCGGCGGCCCCCACCUCCGUUCAUUCAAGGACCAAUCGUUGAACUCAUGCUAGCUUUCGCGCACAUGCAAUCACCGAUUUGGAAAUGAAAAACAUUGGCAAUGACACUCGGCUGAAGUUUUGAGCCUCCACGACAAUGUCAAUCAACCAGAACGCAGCGCAGUUUAGUAAACAGAAACAACAACUAGGUAAACAGGGCUCGGAACCGGUCAACUUUCCUCCACGCUAUCAUCCGCCUCCGCCGGCCGCAGGUGGCCAGAAGCUAGCCACUGGCGAGACGGCCGCCAAAGAGUUCAAACCUCCGUACGUGGGCAAAAUCGAUCCGACAAAAAUACAAUACCCGAUAGGACCUCAAGGAGUCCCCGGUUCUUAUCCUGGUGGAUCAGUGCCAUUUAAAUAUCCUCACGGUUACCCUCCAGGAUACCCUUUACCGCCAGGAGCGAUUCGAGUGCUACGACCGUCGGCUGAAGUGAUAACUAAAGCUAUUGUUCACGAACAAGUGGAGCCUGCAGCUCGCGCUCGGAGUGCGGACGACACGCAGCGGACACAGAGAAAUAUUGAAGAAGAGCAAAUACACAGAAGAUCAGCCGACAUGCUCAAAUUCACGAAACGCGUCGACGCUGAAGGACCCAGAGCUUCAACUGAUCAAAGACGACAGAUUCAAACACUGUUAGACGAAAUAAAAGCAUUGAAAGAAGCUAAUCGCCGCCUCAGUGAUGAUAAUCAGGAGUUGCGGGACCUGUGCUGUUUUUUGGACGACGAUCGACAGAAAGGAAGGAAGUUAGCUCGAGAAUGGCAGAGGUUCGGAAGGUAUACUGCAUCAGUUAUGCGCCAAGAAGUUUCAGCAUAUCAAAAUAAGCUAAGAGAAUUGGACGAUAAACAACAAGAGUUGAUUCGAGAUAACUUGGAGUUGAAAGAACUAUGUUUAUACUUGGAUGAAGAACGGGAGAGGAGCACAUGUGUCAGUUGUGGUCGGACAGCUGGGAGGGAGCGAGACGAUGGAGACGGCAGCAGCAGCGGCACCAACGUUGACGAAGCACCGCGUGCGGCGCCUCCUUUGCCAAUCACACAUCCACAACUGGCUGAGCGAACUGUGCAAUAUGUCCGAGAUCUAGAGCAAAAAGUCCGAAGGUUAGAAGCGGAAAAAGGUCUUGGAGGCCAAGUGAAUGAACGUCCUGAGGCUGUAGUUCGAGCUUUACAGGUGUUGGAGGUCAGGGAAAGAGUGGAAAGGGAAAGAAGAAGACCUGCUCCCGAUUUGGAUUCUGGAGAGCAAGCGUUAGUGCGAGAAAUGUGUAACGUAGUGUGGGGUAAAUUGGAAGAAGCGCCUCCUCAGGCGCCACCGCGUUAAUGUUGUAUUCUGCUAGAAUCCGGAUAAAAAAUAGGUGUUUAAUCUUGUGACUUUUUGUGCUACGUGUGGUGUUCAUUUUAUGGUGUGCCACACGAAAGCAUGUUUUAUCAAGUAGAAGUUAUCGACUCUGAAUCGAGCUGAUCGAGGUCAUCAGACGAGUUGGGUGACCUAAAGAACCACAGACAUUGAUUAAAGAACAGUGCUUGACCUUGUUUAUCAAUGGAAUUUAGCUAGUAGGCACCCAGAGGAAUAGUAUUAUGAUGCUUUUCAAACAUGAACCUAGGCUUAUAAGUUCUGUUCUAAAUGUUAAAUGCAAACGAAAAGUACAAAGUAGAUAAUAGUUAAUAUUGUUUUACUUGGUUGAUACAGAUUAUUUGUACAGGUACCUUUUGUACCUAAAUACUACUGGAUAUUAUUGAUUUUAGUGUAACAAAGAAAGUGUUUUGGAUUUAACUUAUUUACUUAUGUGAAAACUUAAAAAAUUACGAGUUAUGAGGCUAUAAAAAUUUAGUAUCAAAUUUUAUGAAUGACUGUGAUUGUUUUCUUGAAACUCAUCUAUUUUUUUUUCAAUUCUAUGUACCUACUAAUAUAGGUAUAUUUUAUGAAAAUUAUAUACUCGUAUCUAAAAAAAAAAUGCUACGCUAUGCCUAAGUAUUAUAUUUCUGACAUUUUGCCGAAUAAUAACUUAUCUCUAGUCAAAUUUUAAUAUGCCGCCGAUAGCUUACCUGUAUCAUGAUAAUAGUGAAUAAAGAUUAUUGUAUCAAUUAAUAAAAGGACUUAGGUAAUACAUUCCUUUUACGCGACGUUUACGACAACCUCAAUAAAUUGUUUCUUGCCAGUAAUAUUUAUAAAAUUGUCCAAACUCUACUGAUAUUGAUUUAUAUAUGUUUAGAAAAAGUAUUCUUUUUGUUCUUAUUCUCAUACAGUUUGCCUAUUUUGCAGACUUCUGUAAUAAGUGCAUAAUAUUUUGGGUUGCUUUGCUUAUUUACAAAAUAACUUAUCUUUUGUUUUUAUUAAUUUAUUAAAGCGAUAUUUUAUAAAAUACAUAAGUAAAUAUUAUCGUUUAUAAAA
Plodia interpunctella (Indianmeal moth) is the source of this 2635-nucleotide messenger RNA. It is a transcript of the gene Ccdc85, whose product is annotated as Ccdc85. NCBI's taxonomy places the organism in Eukaryota, Metazoa, Arthropoda, Insecta, Lepidoptera, Pyralidae. The record is from RefSeq and is a predicted model, not a curated record. Bases 353 to 1564 code for a protein of 403 amino acids. The transcript has a single exon.